AUGGCAUCCUUCAUGGUGGACCUGUGGGAGUCCAUCUUCACCCCAGGCCCCACGCCCACCAUCCUCAAGGCCGCAAACGCCUCGUUCGCCGCCCUGCAGCUCGUCCUCGCCGCCCUCCUCGCCGCCACGGCCAGCGUCCACUUCGCCGUCCUCUCGGUCCUGUGCGCCGGCCUGUGGUGGUCCAUCAACUGGUUCGCCGCCGAGCUGGCCGUCGCGCAGAAGCAGCAGCAGCUUCGCGACAAGGAGGCCGACGACGAGGACAGGGCCAAGAAGAAGAAACGCCGCCACGGAGACGACGCCGAGGCUAGUAGCGAUACCGAGGUCGAGGGCUCCGCCACGAGGGGCGUCUCCGCCGCUGCGGCGGGCGAGCUGAGGCAGAGGGCCGCCCCGGCGCAGGCCUCGCCCGAGGGGACCCAGUCGAGCGUCAGCACAGAGGAUGAGUGGGAGAAGGUUUCGGGCAGUGAGAGGGACAAGGCCAACUAG
This is a messenger RNA of Hirsutella rhossiliensis, 483 nucleotides long. RefSeq names its product ER protein pkr1 domain-containing protein. The record is from RefSeq and is a predicted model, not a curated record. The coding region runs from base 1 to 483 and encodes 160 amino acids. Gene Ontology annotation, biological process: vacuolar proton-transporting V-type ATPase complex assembly. NCBI's taxonomy places the organism in Eukaryota, Fungi, Ascomycota, Sordariomycetes, Hypocreales, Ophiocordycipitaceae. Gene Ontology annotation, cellular component: endoplasmic reticulum membrane. The transcript has a single exon.